UGCGUCUGAGCUGCCGAUUAUACUGAUCAGAGCCGGAGCUACGAUGCAGUGACAGUCCACAGGAAGACACACACUCUCACACUCACACACACUCUGACACACACACACACACACACACACACACACACACACUGAGCGCAGGCAGGGAGAGGAGGAACACGCGGAUGCGCACGAGAAAUGAUCCGCUCCUAGACUAUGGCACCGUCGGGCUCGCGUAGUAUCAAGCGGGGCUGUCAGAGAGUUUUGUACUGGAUCCCGGUCCUCUUCAUCGCCCUCAUAGUGGCCUGGUCCUACUACGCAUAUGUCCUGCAGCUGUGCAUAGAAUCCAUUGAAGACACAGGAAAAAAGGUGGUGUUCUUGCUGGUGUACCAUGCCAUCUUCAUCAUGUUUGUGUGGGCGUACUGGCAGACCAUCUUCACCAGUCCCAUGAACCCCCUGAAGGAGUUCCACCUGUCCUUCUCUGACAAGGAGCUGCUGGAGCGUGAAGAUCGUGGAGAGUCCCAGCAGGAGAUCCUGAGAAGGAUAGCCAAGGAUCUGCCCAUCUACACCCGCACCAACUCUGGAGCAAUUCGUUUCUGCGACCGCUGCCAGCUGCUGAAGCCUGAUCGAUGCCACCAUUGUUCAGUGUGUGAUAAAUGCAUCCUGAGGAUGGAUCACCACUGCCCCUGGGUGAACAACUGUGUGGGAUUCUCCAACUACAAGUACUUCAUGCUGUUCUUGGCGUACUCGCUGCUCUACUGCCUUUUUAUUACUGCUACAGAUCUUCAAUACUUCAUUAAAUUUUUGAUGGCUGGAGGUAGAGCACAUUUCCGUCUGAGAGAGUACCUGAAUGGCCUUCCAGACACUCAGGCCAAGUUCCACAUCCUCUUCCUCUUCUUCUCGGCCUCCAUGUUCUCGGUCAGCCUCGCCUCUCUUCUGAUCUACCACUGCUGGCUCGUGUGCAAGAACAGAUCCACUCUCGAAGCUGUACGGGCACCGGUGUUUCGUCACGGCAUAGACAAGAACGGUUUCAGUCUGGGUUGCAGUAAGAACUUCCGCCAGGUCUUUGGUGAUGAAGCUAAGUACUGGCCUAUUCCCAUUUUCUCCAGUCUAGGAGACGGCUGCUCGUUCCCGUCCUGUCUGGUCAAUGUGGACCCUGAGCAGCCUUUCUCACCCACAGGUUGCAACCCUGCUAACAAGGGUGCAGCAGAAGGCCGCCAGUUCCCCUCCAAACCUCUGAGGGAGAGCCAGAGUCGACUGCUCGCCAGCACCCCCUCCUGGACAGACAGUGACAGUGCAGCUGAGAAAGAAAGGAAAGGGGCCAGCAACCAAGGGAUGAUCAUCGAACACGAAGCAUAACCAGUUGGAGUCGGAACCUUCAAUUCAAGACAAGGUCUCUGCUGGACCCCUUCUGUGUUUGUGCCUAUCAGAACAGGACGUGCUGGUGACAUCGCCGGCAUUUGGUGUUUUUCAUAUUGCGCCCCCUUCUUCUGAGAGGUUUAAACGGGAGAAACCAACAUGUAUUAUCAUCAAUGUCCCGGUUACUGAAUUUAUCUGCUGCUAUCUGGACGCAUUUGGGUGGAUUCAAAUGAAAACUGCAUUCCAAAAAUCCCAUUUUCUUCUGCUUCUGUAUGAAUAAGCACAGAGCAGCGUUAAAGGAAGAGAUGUUUUGCACUUUGAAUACUAGUAGCUUUUGUAUGUUACAGUUUUAUUUUAAUUUAAUAGCUUAGCACAUUAGUAAAUGCUUUUAUAAGUUUGCCAAACAUUUGCACAUUAAUAAUACAGUAGUGAUGGUGUUGAUAUGAUGUAAAAACAUUCCUUCAGUCUUUGUUUUUACGUUUUUUGUAAAUUUAUUUUGCCACCCGACAUGUUGUGUUGUGGAAAUGAUGCAUGCUCUCAUCUCAGGAUGUCAACGCAAACCCUAUUUGUUGUAGUGAACAGUACGAGAUGCUUUCCUCGUUUUGCUUGAAAACAAAAACAAGAAGUAAAGUUUUUAGUAAGUACAAGUUUGAUUAAGGGCUCUUCUGAAUGAUUAAAGCAUGAGUGAGGAUGUGGCCAUCACAUUAAACCUCCACCCUGCCCCCUGUGGCGGACACUCGGUACACAUCAACCUGCCGGACGAAAAAGCUCCUGCCUGACUGUUGGGGGUUCUGUGGGGUCAGCUCACCGGCUGCCAGCGAAUAAGAAACCUCUGUGUGAUGGUGCUGCGGAUCUGUUCAAACGGAAAUGAGAAAGUACUUUACCAUCUUUAAAAAAUACUUCAAUAGGUAACACAGAAAGGAAUCAAGUUUGUUCCGCUUUAAAUUAUACACACACAAUCGCACAUUUUAAAUUGAAUAAACAUAAACAAUUGUGUUACCAAUUGCAGUCAUUUUUUUAAGUUGGUCCAACACUUUUCCUUUUCCAGAGCGCCAUCAAAAAGCAGCUAGUGAUGAGUGUUUUUGUUACACACAACAUUGUUGAUGUACUUCAGAAAAAAAACAAGAGAAACCAGUUCCAGCCACUUUGAACAGUAUUUUCACCUUUUGACGAUUCUGUCUUUCCCUGGCUGGAAACAAAAAAAACAACUGAACAUUAGUUUAAAGAAUGUAUGCUUGUUUAAAAAAAAAGCUUCGUGGUAAUCGUUUAUAUUUUUCUAUUCUGUCUGUCUGACUCGAGACAACUUGGAUGUGUGAGGCGAUGUACUGUAAAGUUGUGAUGCCUUAUCCAGAAUAAAACAAGCUCUUCUUC
This is a messenger RNA of Platichthys flesus (European flounder), 2709 nucleotides long. RefSeq names its product zinc finger DHHC-type palmitoyltransferase 2 (gene zdhhc2). The record is from RefSeq and is a predicted model, not a curated record. NCBI's taxonomy places the organism in Eukaryota, Metazoa, Chordata, Actinopteri, Pleuronectiformes, Pleuronectidae. Bases 196 to 1338 code for a protein of 380 amino acids. The transcript has 14 exons. Gene Ontology annotation, molecular function: protein-cysteine S-palmitoyltransferase activity. Gene Ontology annotation, biological process: peptidyl-L-cysteine S-palmitoylation; protein targeting to membrane. Gene Ontology annotation, cellular component: Golgi apparatus; endoplasmic reticulum.